AUGGCCUCCACCAUCUCCUUCAACCUCUACAAGAGCGCUCUGUUGUUGGCUGCCUUCCUUGGAGCUGCACAGGCACAACAAGUCGGCACCAGCACUCCUGAAGUUCAUCCGUCGUUGACUUGGCAGAAGUGCGCCAGCGGAGGCAGCUGCACUACCCAGAACGGCAAGGUUGUCAUCGACGCUAACUGGCGUUGGCUUCAUGAGACCGGUGGCUAUACCAAUUGCUAUACCGGCAACGAGUGGGACGCAUCCAUUUGCCCGGACGACGAAACCUGCGCGGCAAACUGCGCUCUGGAAGGUGCCGACUACACCGGCACCUAUGGUGCCACCGCCAGCGGUAGCUCUCUGCGGCUGAACUUCGUCACCCAGGCAUCCCAGAAGAACAUCGGUUCUCGUCUCUACCUGAUGGCAGAUGACACCAAAUAUGAAAUGUUCCAACUGCUCAAUCAAGAGUUCACCUUUGAUGUCGAUGUCUCGAACGCUCCCUGCGGCCUGAACGGUGCACUAUACUUCGUGUCCAUGGAUGAGGACGGUGGUAUGGCCAAGUAUCCCACCAACAAAGCCGGUGCAAAGUAUGGCACCGGCUACUGUGACUCGCAAUGCCCCCGUGAUCUCAAGUUUAUCAAUGGCCAGGCCAACGUGGAUGGGUGGGAGCCCUCCGCCAAUGACGCCAACGCUGGCACUGGCCAGUAUGGCUCCUGCUGCGCAGAGAUGGAUAUUUGGGAGGCCAACUCGAUCUCCAAUGCAGUCACACCUCAUCCCUGUGAUACCCCGUCCCAGGUCAGGUGCACUGGAGAUGACUGUGGUGGUACCUACAGCAAUGAUCGCUAUGCUGGCACUUGCGACCCCGAUGGUUGUGAUUUCAACCCGUACCGCCAGGGUAACCAGUCUUUCUAUGGCCCCGGCAAAAUCGUUGAUACCACGACCCCCUUCACUGUGGUGACUCAAUUUAUCACCGACGAUGGCACAUCCACCGGUACCCUCUCCGAGAUCAAGCGUUUCUACGUUCAGAAUGGCAAGGUGAUCCCGCAGUCCGCCUCCACGAUCAGCACUGCGGGCGGCAACUCCAUCACCGACUCCUUCUGCACUGCUCAGAAGUCUGCAUUCGGUGAUACUGACGUCUUCGCGCAACACGGUGGCAUGGCCGGCAUGGGUGCUGCUCUUGCAGAUGGAAUGGUUCUGGUGAUGAGUCUCUGGGAUGACCAUGCCUCCAGCAUGCUGUGGCUCGACAGUACCUUCCCGACCACUGCCUCCUCGACCACUCCCGGUGCUGCUCGUGGUAGCUGCGACAUUUCCUCUGGCCAGCCCACCGAUGUUGAGACCAACAAUGCGGACGCCCACGUGAUCUUCUCCAACAUCAAGGUCGGUCCUCACGGUUCGACCUUCAAUUCUGGUAGCGGAGGUUCUGGCAACCCAGGCUCUGGCACUACGACCAGCACCACCAAGGGUACAACCACAACUACCACUAAGACCACUGGACCAGCUCCCACCGGCGCCGGUCACUAUGACCAGUGUGGCGGCCAGAACUGGACCGGUGCCACUACCUGUGUCAGCCCGUAUACCUGCCAGAAGCUUAACGAUUUCUACUCUCAGUGCCUGUAG
This is a messenger RNA of Penicillium bovifimosum, 1602 nucleotides long. It is a transcript of the gene cbhB, whose product is annotated as putative 1,4-beta-D-glucan-cellobiohydrolyase. The transcript has a single exon. Gene Ontology annotation, molecular function: hydrolase activity, hydrolyzing O-glycosyl compounds; cellulose binding. Gene Ontology annotation, cellular component: extracellular region. The coding region runs from base 1 to 1602 and encodes 533 amino acids. Lineage: Eukaryota; Fungi; Ascomycota; Eurotiomycetes; Eurotiales; Aspergillaceae. The record is from RefSeq and is a predicted model, not a curated record. Gene Ontology annotation, biological process: carbohydrate metabolic process.